UUUCUUGAGACAACACUUAUUGUGCAGCAAAGGGUCACGAUAGAGAUACCAAAACCUCUUUAAAGAUUAAAGACAUCUACUGUCUAGUGUUUAAAAACAAGCCUCUUGCGAAAAUGCAAAAUUUGUUUGCAACACACUCUUACUGUGGGACCCUUCUCUGGUCUCUCGCUCAGCUUGGAUGCGUUGUGAACCUGGCUCCCCUUUUUGUAUAAUUUAUGAAUUAUUAUCUAUAAGUCUACAACAUGAUAUCAAUCAAGUUAAUGAAUAUGGUGACGAAUCAGGUUGGAGCUUGCCAAAUGUAUAGCAAACCCUUCAUGUGCAGCCAAUAUUACUUGUCUCCAGACUUGCAACAAUAGACCCGAUGAGACAGAAUGCCAGAUAAAAUGUGGUGAUUUGUUUGAAAACAGUGUGGUAGAUGAGUUCAAUGAGUGUGCAGUGUCACGAAAGAAAUGUGUACCUCGUAAAUCAGACGUGGGCGAAUUUCCUGCUCCCGAUCCAAGUGUUCUUGCCAAAAACUUCAGGAUGAAAGAUUUUGAGGGGAAAUGGUUUAUAACCAGUGGAUUGAACCCCACUUUUGACGCAUUUGAUUGCCAAGUGCAUGAGUUCCAUGUUGAAGGUGACAAACUUGUGGGUAAAUUAUCAUGGAGGAUUCGGACACCAGAUGGAGGAUUUUUCACCCGGUCAGCUGUGCAGAGAUUCGUGCAAGAUCCACAGUAUCUGGGAAUACUAUACAACCAUGACAAUGAAUAUCUGCACUACCAAGAUGACUGGUACAUUCUGUCAUCCCAAGUGGAGAACAAGGCAGAUGACUAUAUAUUUGUAUAUUACCGAGGGAGAAACGACGCAUGGGAUGGAUACGGCGGCGCUGUACUGUACACAAGGAGUGCCGUCUUGCCCGAGAGCAUAGUUCCUGAGAUACGGAGGGCAGCUGAGAGGAUCGGGCGGAAUUUUGACCAAUUCAUCCGAACAGACAACUCGUGUGGGCCUGAGCCACCCCUCGCGGAGAGACUGGAGAAGACAGUGGAAGAGGGGGAGAAGAGCAUCAUAAAGGAAGUGGAAGAGAUAGAAGGGGAGGUGGAGAAGGUGAAAGACACUGAAAUCAGUCUGUUCAAUAGGCUGUUGGAAGGGCUGAAGGAAGUGCAGAAGGAUGAAGAGUACUUCUUGCGGGAGCUGAGCAAGGAAGAAAAGGAGAUUCUUGAUGGGCUUAAAAUGGAAGCCACUGAAGUUGAGAAGCUGUUUGGUCGGGCCUUGCCUCUGAGGAAAUUAAGGUAGGGUAAAACAUAUGUUGCUUGUCU
Messenger RNA from Cuscuta campestris, 1295 nucleotides. The record is from the annotation of a GenBank genome assembly. NCBI's taxonomy places the organism in Eukaryota, Viridiplantae, Streptophyta, Magnoliopsida, Solanales, Convolvulaceae.